ACAUCCCACCACACGGUGUCGCUGUGAACAGAGCUGACCUCUGUUUCCCUCCGGCGCUCUGUCUCCUCUCCGUUGUUUACGUUUGUCAAGCAACAUGGAGGACGAAGUGGAUGUUGAUAUCGAGGGAGACGAGUUUGAAAAUAGUAGGAGUGAGUUGGACGGGGGAGGCUUAGUCCAGCAGCAGUUCAUGCAGUCUUCGUGGAAGAGCAGCGCGGGGAUACUGCCCUGGGAGUUGGACAGCUCCAUCAGCCCGGAGAACAGAGAAGUCAUCGAGAGAAUGCUGCUGGAGGAACAAUACUACCUGACAGGUGAGAAGCUUCAUAAUUAUAUCUGGGAGAGCGAUGCUAACAUCAAGCCCAAAGUGAAGAAGUCUCCAGCAAAGACGUUGGCCUCAGCCUCAGCCUCUGGCUCCUCUUUUCGUUGGUCCAAACAGGAGAAAGAUCUUUUUGAGGAAGGGCUGGCCCAGUUUGGUCGAAGGUGGACUAAGAUUGCCAAGUUGGUGGGCAGCCGUUCCGUUCUUCAGGUCAAGAGCUAUGCCAGACAGUAUUUCAAACACAAGGCUAAAUCAGAACCCAAACCUGCAGCUCCCUCUGCAGGUGCUGUGCCGCACUUACAACCUACUCAGCCCACCUCCAGUCACGCAUCUACUCUGGCAAACACUGUCCGCAUAGAAAAGCUUUCUUCUGAUGAAGAAGAUGAGGAGGUGGACAUCACUGAUGGCCUGAGCGAUGAUUCAGAUAGUGACGAUAAACCUCAGGAUGUUCUCAAAACUGAGUUCUGUGAGCCAGAACAUGAAAAUGACUCUGAGCUAGACAACCACACCGAAGGACAGAAAAAGGACCAGCCAAGCCGCACUUCGUUAUUCCCACAAAGUCCUCAACCCUUGUCUUCCCUCCCUUGCUCAGAGAGGACUGGUAUGACUGGGCUGGCUGAGAAAGCCUACGAGCCAGUCUCACCACUUUCAGAACACCUUCAGACCAGAGUUGAGACAGCUUCAGAGCAUACUGAGGAGAGUGAAGGCCAGAGCUCCCAGUCUUGGAGUUCGGUACAGACUGGUAAGCUGGAAGAGGACUGUAAUGGUGGCACAGCUCAUAUGACUGAGAAGACUCAAGCUGAUAGACCAGAAGAAGACCAGCAGCAGGAAGAGGAGCAGGAAGAGGAGGAGGAGGAGGAUGAGGAAGAGGAGGAGCUUAAGGCCCCUGAGAAGGAAAUAGUGAUGAACCUGGAGACCAUUACAGAUGAUGAGAAACAAGCUAUCCCAGAGUUCUUUGAGGGGCGACCAUCCAAGACCCCUGAACGAUACCUGAAGAUUCGAAACUACAUCUUGGAUCAAUGGUUGAAGUGCAAGCCCAAGUACCUGAACAAGACAUCAGUCCGUCCUGGACUGAAGAACUGUGGAGAUGUCAACUGUAUUGGGAGAAUACACACCUACCUGGAGCUGAUUGGAGCCAUCAACUUCAACUGCGAGCAAGCAGUCUAUAAUCGCCCAAAGGUAGUGGACCGCUCCAAGCAUAAGGAGGGAAAAGAUGUGCUUGAGGCGUACCUCCUCGCCCAGAGGCUGCAGAGCAUGCGGACCAGGAAGCGCCGUGUGCGGGAUGUAUGGGGAAACUGGUGUGACGCUAAAGAUUUGGAGGGACAGACGUAUGAGCAUCUCAGUGCUGAGGAACUCGCUCUGCGGAGAGAAGAGAUGAAAAAGCAGCCCAAACCCUGCAAGGUCUCCAAAUUCAGAGGGUCUUAUGAUCCCUUCCAGUUGAUACCCUGCAGGUCUUUUGGAGACGAUGUUCAGGAACCAUUCCAGGUGAUUGUGUGUGCCGAGACUCUUCUCAUAAUGGACAUGCAUGCGCACGUGUCGCGGGCGGAAGUAAUCGGCCUACUAGGCGGAAUAUUCAGUGAGGAAGAGAAAGUAUUAAAGAUCUGUGCAGCAGAGCCAUGCAACAGUGUGAGCACAGGUCUGCAGUGCGAGAUGGACCCGGUGUCUCAGACUCAGGCCUGUGAUGUGCUGUCAUCCCUGGGCUUCAGCGUGGUGGGCUGGUACCACUCACAUCCCUCCUUCCACCCCAACCCUUCAGUGCGGGACAUAAACACACAGGACCAGUUCCAGAGUUAUUUCUCACGCGGUGGAGCCCCCUUCAUCGGGAUGAUAGUGAGCCCAUAUGAUCCAGCCAAUCCCUCCCCACACUCCCAAACUACCUGCUUGUUGGUGAAAGAGAGCCAGGAGCCUUCAGGUCCACAGAAGCUGCCCUACAGAUUUGACUUCUUGUCAUCACAAGACAUUCCAGACUGGGAGCAGAUGUUGAGGAGAGCUCAGUGGAUCGUCCACAAAUACUGUCAGUCACUCGGGAGUGUGCAGAUGGACAGAUUCUUUCGGAAAGACUCCCAUCUCACUUGUCUGGAGAAGAUGCUUUCAUCUCUGGCCAGAUACCUGGAGCCCCUGCCAGAUGAGGAGGGCAAUUCCUUCCUCACCCAGAUCCAGGCCCUUUUCCAGUCAGACUUUAUUGCCAAGCAGCAAACAGCUGACCAGAAAGAGGGAGAAUCUUUAAAUAUCUCAUCCAGACCAGCGGAUUCAGAUGACUUCACUCAGCUGAUCAGUGAAGAGAGGUCCCUGGAGGGAGGAAGAGAUUCUGAUCCAGAUUCUGCCAGAGCCCCAGACAACAGUGUGCAGACCACAGACACAACCUCUGAGACAAACAACAGCACAGUGUUGCAUCUGGGUUCUGUGCUGUCAACUGAACAUGACUAUUUGCUGUGAUAGGCUUGUAUGUAAAUAUUAAUAAGUCUUGUAUCAGUAUUAGCAACUUUUUUCUUUCAUGUUGUUUGAUGUUAAUCCAUUAACCAAAAACACAGUGAUACACCCAGUGCAGAUGUGCUUUUGUGUGUGUGUAAGAAGGAGGGAGGAGAGUGUGGGUGAACAAUUUCAUAUUUUCAGUUCUGCAGCUUCCCUUUUAAACAAAAAUAAAAAUCUAUUUUCAUA
Scatophagus argus is the source of this 2971-nucleotide messenger RNA. It is a transcript of the gene mysm1, whose product is annotated as Myb-like, SWIRM and MPN domains 1. Gene Ontology annotation, molecular function: polyubiquitin modification-dependent protein binding; metallopeptidase activity. The transcript has 20 exons. The coding region runs from base 95 to 2749 and encodes 884 amino acids. Gene Ontology annotation, biological process: double-strand break repair. Lineage: Eukaryota; Metazoa; Chordata; Actinopteri; Scatophagidae. The record is from RefSeq and is a predicted model, not a curated record. Gene Ontology annotation, cellular component: BRCA1-A complex; BRISC complex.